GGAACACCUAAACUGGUAGUUUGUGACCGUGGGCGUAUGUUUGAGGCGUCUGCUUUCACUAACUGGGUUUCCGAAAUGGGUUGUGCUGUGCACUACAUAACGCCCGAAAUGCACCACUCCAAUGGGCAAGCCGAGCGUUAUGUGAGGACAGUAUUGAACCUUAUCCGUGUAGAGAGUAACAAUAAAAAGUCUACUUGGUCUGAUGCUUUGUGUAAAAUACAAAUAAUGUUAAAUAUAACGAAACAAAAGACUACGCAAUAUUCCGCUCUUUAUUUACUAAUCGGUACUAAUGCGACCACUCCUAUUAUUCAUGCGCUCGUCCGAGAUGUUGCCAUGGAGAACUCCAGCCCCAAUCGUGAAGCCACAAGAGAAAUUAGCAGGAGCAACGCUAAAGCGGCGCUGGACAAAAACAGAAUUGGUCAAGACACACGGGUCAAUCGUCAAAGGCACACCCCAAAGAAAUUCCAGGUCAACGACCAGGUAUUUGUGAUAAAAUACUCUCAAUCCGGAGGUAAGCUCUAUUCUGGUAUGAGAGGUCCAUAUCGUGUCACUAGAAUACUACCAAAUGACCGUUAUGAGAUGAAGCUGCUUAGUGGAUCUAAAGGCAAGACCAUUCAGGCGGCAGCACAGUAUAUGGUACUGUGGAAUGGCGAAUGGUGUCCAGAGAGUUGCUCUGCAUUUUUGACUAUAACCCUGACGAUGACGAUGUUGGUGAAACUUCAGACAGACCAGCAGAUCCCGCUAGUGCAGACACAUCACCACAAAUGGGCAACGAGCAAGAACUUGCUGCAGUUACCAACACCACCUAAGAGCAUAACUUCAGUGUGUCCGAGGACGGCACACGGUCAGGAGAGGCCGUAUUAGAUAAUCUUACAGCAGGUGGCGUCGAUCCCCACCAUCACUGACAAAAAUGUCUUUCCCCCACCAACGUCUAUAAAAGCGAAUGCAGAGCCGACCAAGCGCUCUUUCGGCUGCUAGGAUCGCGGUUGAUACGGUGGUUGGUCUCGACGGUACUUGCUGUAGGUCAUUUAGGUCAUUUAGGUCAUUUUCGCGGAGUGUAAAUUAGCGUUUGUUUACUUCAUAAUUGUUUAAGUUAUUUUAAGAUCUUUGUAAAGUAUUUGACGUGUAAAUUAA
This is a messenger RNA of Papilio machaon (common yellow swallowtail), 1134 nucleotides long. RefSeq lists its product as uncharacterized. The transcript has 2 exons. The record is from RefSeq and is a predicted model, not a curated record. Gene Ontology annotation, molecular function: nucleic acid binding. Gene Ontology annotation, biological process: DNA integration. NCBI's taxonomy places the organism in Eukaryota, Metazoa, Arthropoda, Insecta, Lepidoptera, Papilionidae. Bases 37 to 864 code for a protein of 275 amino acids.